CCGGAGAUUCCUACAACUUGUCAUUCAGUAAAAUUGUCAAACAAAGUUGUCAUACGCGUUGGGAAUGUGUCAGUGAGCGAACGUUAGCCGCUUGGUGUAUAAUAUUUGUAUCGUAAAUGUGGUGCGUUUGUGUGAUCAUGAAAAAACACGUAAUAGAUUACUUAAUUAUAAAGUGAUAAGAGUGUUUUGAGUUUAGUGUCUUAAUAAAAAAGUUAUUUUCUUUUGUAUGUCAUCGGACUCUUCAAUAUGGCGGCUCCCCGUCACAAAUCACAACAGAAAAAUAUUUCUUCGAUAUUUUCGAAGUUGCAUGGUGCUUUCUCGGAUGCAGUCUGUCCCACUAAACUGGCGACGGACAAACGGACUCUCGAUAAGACUUGGAAAUUAAUGGACAAAGUUGUUAAAUUAUGUCAGCAUCAUAAAAUGAACUUAAAAAAUAGUCCGCCGUUUAUUCUUGAUAUUUUGCCCGAUACAUAUCAGAGGUUGCGUAUAAUAUACUCGAAAUAUGAGGAUAACAUGCAGGAGUUGAAUAAUAAUGAACAUUUUAACAUAUUUAUUAUAAAUUUGAUUAGAAAGUGUAAGCAGGCUAUUAAGUUGUUUAAAGACGGUAAAGAAAAAAUGUUUGAUGAGAAUUCUCAUUACAGACGUAAUUUGACGAAGCUUAGCUUAGUGUUCAGUCAUAUGUUGAGCGAAUUAAAGGCCAUGUUUCCUAAUGGAACGUUCGCGGGCGACCAGUUUCGUAUAACGAAAAGUGAUGCUGCCGAAUUCUGGAGAACUAACUUCGGAAACAGUACAUUGGUGCCGUGGAAGCAUUUCCGUGAGGAGUUGAACAAUGUGCACCCGAUAUCUUCAGGGCUGGAAACAAUGGCGCUUAAAACUACAAUAGAUCUCACUUGCAACGACUUCAUAUCUAACUUUGAGUUCGAUGUAUUUACGAGAUUAUUCCAGCCCUGGAGCACAUUACUUCGCAAUUGGCAAUUAUUAGCUGUCACUCAUCCUGGCUAUGUCGCAUUUCUCACAUAUGAUGAGGUGAAGGCGAGGCUUCAGAAGUGUAUACACAAGGCUGGAAGCUACGUGUUCAGAUUGUCUUGUACGCGGCUCGGUCAGUGGGCUAUCGGCUACGUCACAGUCGAUGGUGAAAUAUUACAAACAAUACCACAGAACAAGAGUUUAGUGCAGGCGCUAUUGGAUGGUUAUAGAGAGGGAUUCUAUCUGUAUCCAAACGGCCGUGAUGUGAAUCCGGAUUUGAGCAGUGCGAUCAUAUCACCCGCAGAAGACCACAUAACAGUAACACAGGAGCAGUACGAGUUGUACUGUGAAAUGGGUAGCACAUUCCAAUUGUGCAAGAUUUGUGCUGAAAACGACAAAGAUAUUAGAAUAGAACCGUGCGGACAUUUACUGUGUACUCCUUGCCUUACAGCAUGGCAGAUAGAUUCCGAAGGUCAGGGAUGCCCUUUCUGUCGAGCUGAAAUCAAGGGGACCGAACAGGUCGUCGUCGACGCUUUCGUUCCACCGAGACCGCCUAACACGACGAAUGAAGCCAAAGUGGCGAAUACGAAGACUGCUGUUAAACCUGUAUCGUCGAAUUCGUCUGGCUCAUCCGGCUCAUCCGGUUGUAAUGGCUCAAGUUCCGAAGUAACAGUAUCGAGUAGUUCGAACGGUUGGUCGUCGAGGAACGCGACGUUUAACGGAUUGACGGACGAUAUUGACGAUUCCGAGGACUGGGCCGAGUUCAACGCGGCCACGUCGACGAUCGACGCGCUGCGGCCCGGCGUGCGCUCGGCGGGCGCGUCCCCGCGCCACUCGCCGCGCGCCGCCCGCCGCGGGUGGCGCGGGGACGCGCCCGCUGAGAACGCGUACGGGGAGCUGCGCGCGCCGCCGCUGCCGCCCCGGAAGAGCCUGUCGCCGGCCGAUACCAUCGCCGCCGCCUCCAGCGUGCAGGACAUCGCCUCCGCUACCAUCAUGGAACCGCGUCGCCGCUCCUCCCUGGAACCUGAACCAGACUCCAGACAUCGCCUCACCUCCGUGAUCACAGGAUCAACUGAAACAAUCACGGGCCUUAUCGAUACUAGAAAUCACGAGAUACCACCUGAUCCGAGAGCAUUCGAAAAACCGAGACGAGCUUGCACCCCCCAAUCAAACAGUAGACCUUUACCCGCUCCGCCUCCAGAAAGACAACCAUUGGACAGAACACCAUCCGACCCUAAACCAGAAAAAUCUACUGACAACCGAGCUGAACGCCACGCAACGGACCGUCAAUCCGACACCAGACACUUAAACGAUCGACUCAUAGACAAGGAACGACAUGAUAGAUCGUCAGAACGGUUAGAAAAUAGAAACGUCACAGAUAAUAGAACGGAUAGAUCGAACUCGGAGAAUAGAAUCUUGGACAGGCAUACGGAGAGAUAUAUGCAAGAGAGGCAUAUAGACUUCCGAAGUCCACCAGAAAGGCCAGAUAAACCAGACAGACAAAGUGAUCGAUCGAGUUUUGACCGAGAUACGAGGGUGGAAAAUCGAGCACCGCCAAGACAAAGGUCAUUACCGUCCACUACCAGUGGGAGCUUGGACAAUCAGCCGACGAAGUCGACGACCAUGCCGAAAUUCCCUUCUGAAGAUAUUAAGGAUCCGCCGUAUGAAAAUGUUGCGGUGGAGAAAAAUGAAUUAGCGGUUGCGCCCAAAAAAAUCAACCCGCUGACCCACGACAAGCACGGCAGGAAGUACGGUGAUAAUGUAUCGUACGAAAAUAUAAAUUUAGACUACAUUGCUCGUUUAGUUGGAGAGGGUUAUCCAAAAGACAUUGUAGUGAGAGCGUUAGGUAUCACGAGGAAUGAUCUAGAAAUGGCUUGCGAUAUAUUACACGAAUUCGGUUCUAAAAUACAGCAUAAGUGUUAAAAAAUUGUUUUAAAUUUAGUGGCACUAAUUUUUGAAAUUUUUUAGUCUGUGGUGUUAAAAUGGCAAUGUGGUAAUCUUUUGGUGUUGCACGCUUUGAUUUUUUCACAAUUAAUUGUUUUUUUUUUU
This is a messenger RNA of Nymphalis io (European peacock), 3015 nucleotides long. It is a transcript of the gene Cbl, whose product is annotated as E3 ubiquitin-protein ligase CBL. The record is from RefSeq and is a predicted model, not a curated record. The coding region runs from base 247 to 2889 and encodes 880 amino acids. The transcript has 13 exons. NCBI's taxonomy places the organism in Eukaryota, Metazoa, Arthropoda, Insecta, Lepidoptera, Nymphalidae. Gene Ontology annotation, biological process: negative regulation of epidermal growth factor-activated receptor activity; cell surface receptor signaling pathway. Gene Ontology annotation, molecular function: calcium ion binding; phosphotyrosine residue binding; SH3 domain binding. Gene Ontology annotation, cellular component: plasma membrane; membrane raft.